Coprinopsis cinerea okayama7#130 is the source of this 447-nucleotide messenger RNA. RefSeq lists its product as hypothetical. The transcript is spliced from 4 exons. The record is from RefSeq and is a predicted model, not a curated record. The coding region runs from base 1 to 447 and encodes 148 amino acids. NCBI's taxonomy places the organism in Eukaryota, Fungi, Basidiomycota, Agaricomycetes, Agaricales, Psathyrellaceae.
AUGCCCCCUCCUGACGACACAUCAAGCGCCUAUAACUUUAUGGACGCACGUCCUUCCAUGAUUAAAGGAAUAGAACACCCAAAGGAGGUUCCUGGACGACCCACCGGGUUGCUAACAUCGCGUCGCAUUCGAACUCUGAUGGGCAUUGACGUGACUACCAUGGACGACAGGCUUGAAAUGCCCGCAAAGAGGCCGCGCGUUGAGGGCUCGAGCACGACGAUGCGAAGCAUCGAUGUUAUCUGUCUCUGGCUGGUCCAGGACGGUCGUGACAUCGCCGAUAAUGCUUCGCUCCGUUCCUGUGGAAAGCGGAUCAAAAUUGGGAGCUUGAUGAGGCAUUUGUCGCUGCAUCUCGUCCUCAUCAUCUCUCUGUUUCUGGGUCAACCUUGGCUUCUGGCUCUGCCUCUCGGUCUGUCUCUGGCGGCUCCAGGCGCUCAACCCCGACUGUGA